Molecule: messenger RNA, 582 nt
Organism: Anisakis simplex (herring worm)
Lineage: Eukaryota; Metazoa; Nematoda; Chromadorea; Rhabditida; Anisakidae
Source: the annotation of a GenBank genome assembly
AUGACUACAAAAGUUGAAACAACCGUUCGUCAGUGGUCAACUCCAGUGCAAAAAGUUGUUGAAGGACAACCGCCGAGACCAGAAGAUAAUCCGACCACAAUAACCGGUGAAUCAAGAAGAGCCGAUAUAAGAACGAUCACUCCGAACUAUAAAUAUGGCACUGAAAAAUCAUCUUACGAAAUGAAAUUUGGUUCCUCUACAAAUCUUCCUGAAGCAGUUGGAGAUUAUAAGGUGAAAGAGACGCAAGAUCAUUUCAAGUUACAAAUAAUCGACCCAAAGGUUGUGUCUAAUGCAAAUAUGCCAGCAUCGUCCGGCACUGUUCCAGCUGCCUAUCAUCGAAAUAUUGACUUUCCCAGUGAACACAGCAAACGUUCAUUCUUAAAGCUUGAACCAAUGGAACAACGCAAAAUACGUUCGACCCAAACUCGCCCGAUAACAACAAGUGCGUAUCUCACUGAGAGUCUCGAUCGACAUCGUGAGAUGGAAGCAUCUCGAUUGAAGGAGUAUUUGAGGGCUAAAGAAAGUGAUGCUAAUAAGCCGUGGAAUAAACCUGAUUGGCCUGCUUCAAAGGUAUCACAAUGA